AUCAUUGUCUCGCCCUUUGUGUGGAUAUUUUUUUCUUAAUAUUUUAAAAAUUUUAUUUAAUUAAAUCCACGGUCGCGAGCGCGAGGAGAAGGAAUAUUUGUAUAAUCCAUUAAAAAAUCUCCUGCACACGAUUACAGCGUUUCGACAACGGAAAAUUGAAAAAGUAAUUGAGAAAAAACACGUUUUAUAGACAUCCAACACGACGACCAUCUCAAAAUGGCGUAAUCAAGAGAAAAAAGAUGAAAUUUCACAAAGAAAAUUUUUUGAGCAAUUUUAUUUAAAUAAUUGUACAUGGAAAAACGAAUCUCAAAACAACAAAUUGAAUUUAAGAAUACCAAAAAUAAAAUCGCAAGAGCCUAAGGAAGGAAGUAGGCAUAAAGUUGAAUUUUGAACAAAAAAUGAUGCGUUAGCUGUAUGUGUAUGUAUAAAACUGUGUGUGUAUGUAUGGGUGUACGUAUAUACGGAAAGGAUGUAUAUGCGUGUGUAAAAAUAAAACAGCAGAAAAAUAACGACGAGUGGCGAGUUCAAAUGACAUUUACAAUUUCCAUGUAAAAAAUGACACUAAAAUACAAACAAAAAUUUUCGAUGGAGAAAACCAUGUCGCAACUCUUUCCUUACACGGAUCGUAGGUUUUCUUUAAUCAAUUGAAUUUGUACUUGGAGGUUUCGAGGCAUCAAUCAGCAAAUACUCUUGUAGUUUGAACAGUGGUUGUCAAGGGUCUUUAAUAUUUUACUAUAAAAAUCGUCAUUUCUACAAAAAUUGUUUCAUUAAAGGGGUUCUCUAUGAUCCAGGUAAGAAGCAACGAAGGCGACGGCGACGACAACAACGACGACGAAGGGAACAUCAAGAAGAAAAGGCUAACAAUGACGAAGAAGACUGCAGAACAGGGAAAUGUCAUACUAUAAAUAAACUGCAGCAAGGUUCAGCGAAGUUGAGACAACAACAACAACAACAAAAAUAUCCAUCCACAAGAUACAAGACAACGGCGAAGUUGAGACAAUAACAUCAUAAACACACAAAGCGAGAGACAAAAGAAAUAAACUCGGAGCGAGAGAGAGGCAGACAUUUAAGUGAACAAAAAAGAUCUGCUCACGCAUAUAACAGCUUGAACAACAUUGGUGUCAGCUGAUUGUGGUGUUCACUUAAAAAUAAAACUCUCAAGCAUAUAUUUCAAAUAUUCGGAGAGCGGAGCAGUGCAGCGCAGUGCGGUGUAAACUCCGAUAUUGAUAAGGCACUGUAAAGGGAGAACAACACGGCAGCAAAUCAAGUUAAUCGAUGUGAAAGUGCGUGCAAUCGUGCACGCUUCUCGGCUCUCUUCUUCCACACAACUUAGUCAGCCAUUCCGUCAGUAGUUUGUCAUACUACCUACCUACCUAUAUCUACCAGCCAGCUAGCUAGCUAGCGAGUGAACCAGUUUGUCAGCACAAUGAACAUACGCAUGUUGUGAGAUUUGCUGUCGUUGCUGUUUCAACGUUUUCGUUUUAUUCAUUCGUUCCUUUUUUCAUUUCAUAUUAGUUCACUAUACUACGUAAAGCAAACAUUCCGAGAGAAGUAAAAUUAACAAAAUAACAACAAAUAAAACAACAACAAGAAAAACUUGCGAAAUUCAACUAAGCUAUAAAACGAAAAACCAACAACAACAACAAUAGCAGCAGCAACAACCACACAAAGCCAUACAGCCGUACCACUAGACAGCUCUGGGGUGCACGUAACAACAAACAAAAUUUAUAUUGAAUAUUCAAUACAACAAACCAAAUCCAACAAUAUUGUCGCAACUGACGACGAGGUACGUUAGCGACAACACAGCAUUGCCAAUUGCCAAAUUCGAUAUCAAACUAUACACACAUACCCACACACACACACAUACUAUAGCCAUAAGGCAGACUACGACUGCGACGUGUGUAGAGAAUUUUUGCAAAUAAUAUUAUGUUCCUUUUGCAUCGAACGAAGGCGACUGACUGAAUCGAAUAUAAUCUAAAACAUCUGCUUGCAUUUCGAGAAAUUUGGAAUAAUCAAUUCUUCCCAGAAGUUAAAAACCAACCCACAUUUGUAUUAAGAGAAAACAAGUUAAAAAUUGAGAAGCAAUUUGUGCCAAACAAAUCCACAUUACACAUUUUACAAAAUAGAAUCCUUCAACAGAUAACUUUAAGUAAUCAUUGGAAGAAUUGACGGCAAAGCUGCCUAUCAAUAUUUUCGUUUAAAAUCCUUUGCGAUUUUAAACAUUUAUUAACUCAUUACCAACCACAUACCUCGCCAGGCAAAACUCCAAAUGAAAACGUUACUCCUAAGCUCAGACGAUAUUCAAAACUUUCGUAAGCUGAUUUACGAUCCAAAAGUUGCGAAUUUGGGCGCCUCAACCGAGGACGCCAACUUGAUGGCCCUGCAAUACUAUCUUAAACAUCCUGGAAAUUACACAAGUACAGCAGCAGCAGCGGCAGCGGCGGUGGCAGCGACUUCGGCAACAGCUACUGUAACGUCUCAGAUCCAUAUCCAACGUUCGCAUCCCCAGACUCCAACAUUUCUUACAACAACAGCAGCAGCGGUAACCCCUUGCACCACACACAAUAAUAAUAGUAGUAGCAACAACAACAACAAUAAUGGCCAACCUGCCAGCGUCAGUGUAGUAGUUAGCAGCAAUAAUGGUGUAACUGGUGUAACAAAUAGCCAUAACAGCCACCAUGCACAUCAUCAUUUGCUGGCGCAAUCGCAAACGCAGCUUAAACAAUUACAACUGAAACAGCCCACUAUACAUCAUCAUCAGCAUGCAGCCAGUUUUCAUCAUCCAUAUUAUCAACAGCACAGCACACCUGCACCACCCGCCCACGCCCACACCCACAGCACUACAACCCACAACAGUUACAGCCAUUCAGUUCCGGUACAUGCUCUCAAUCAGAAUUCAAAUUUUUCAGCAGCCAGCAGCAGCACUGGAGGAGGGACAGCAUCUAGUCACGCUCCCACUCAGCAGUCAAAUACCACAGGAUCAAGUUUAUCGCCACCAGGAACAAAUGCCAGCGCCCGAACUACACCUUCCUCCGGCUCAAACAGCAGCGGUUCAUCCUCCUCCACAGGCUCAAGUUCACGCGGUAGCGUUGUUAGUGGUGCCAAAAAGUUAAAAAUCGAACCUGUCCUUUCGCAAUUUCAUCAAACAGAGCGGCUUUCGUUCGCCAACUCACAUGUUAAUUGGACUGAGGAUCAUUGGAGACGUGUGGUCUUUCAAGAUGAGCGCAAAUUUAAUUUAGAUGGCCCCGAUGGUUUCUCCUAUUACUUUCAUGACCUACGAAACUAUGAACGCACGCUCUCCCAAAGACCCCGCGGCAAUUCAGUGUACAUUUACCUAGUGUUAACGGCUGGUGGCCCCAUCCAUUUAGAGGUAUCUACGGCGAAAUUCAAAAUAGAAUCGUGUGUCGAAACAAUACUUAGGGAAAGAGCCAACAUUGUUUCGAAAUUAGGAGGCAAUAGUGAGUUUUUCCUGCAAGAUCAUAAUUGGACAACAAACGCAUUGCCCUCGGUGCAGGAGUGGUUAAAUGCAGAGAGCAUUAAGACACAAAAAUGGCCCACGGUGGCGCAUGACCUAAAUAUAAUGGAAGGCAUUUGGGGCUGGCUUAUACGAGAGGUAUUCGAUGGCGGCCGCAAAUUUUCACGCAAGGACGAUUUGAUAUUUCGCAUACGUGAAGCGUGGUCCCGCGUUCCCAUGGAGUUGAUAAGCAAUUUAUAUACGACCUUGUCGGAGCGUAUGACACAACUUUACUAUACACGAGGAGCCUACACAAACUGUUGACAGACGCUGGUGAUGGUAAAUAAAAUGUAUUACAUCUAAUAGCCCAAAAAAAUAUGUUCAAAGGCUAGAAGUGCGAUACACUGUAUAUAGGAAAAAAACGAGAAAAACAAACUGGAGAUCGACGGACUGCUUGGCGGGGAAUAUAUGAUGAAAAAAAAGUUUUUUACUGCUGUAUAGUUUGUGAUUAUCAAAAUGACUGCCUACUGCUGCAGAAUAAAGCCAGAAAACGUUUUGAAACAUUUGUCUUUUCUACCACACAAAACAUGUCUCUUUGAUGAGCUCAUCACUAAGCCUCUACCACAAACAAUGCCAAAAUCAAUGCAUCAUCAGCAGCUGCUGUUAGCUGCUGGCCGACGGUCGUCACCUCUUCAUACACUUCAUCUCUUCACAUACUAAUCUUAAUCACCAAACUCUUUCCGAAUGAAUAGCUUUAAGAUGUGUGCAACAAAACUAGAAAGUAUUAAUUGAAAUUUCGUAGCACCGAUUUCAAUUAAAAAUUUCUUUGAUGUUGUGAACCAAGCAUCAAUGCAAAGGCAAUUUGAUCAUAUUCUCUGGUAGGAACAGAACCACAACGACAACAAACAAUUGCGUCUGUGUGCCUCGUCGUCAUCCUUGAAAUGUUCAGCAGAGUUACCUUAAAUAACUAUGAUUUAAUAAAUGAAAAAAAAAAAAAACAAGAAAACAAAACUGAAUUAUUCAUUAUAAUUUUAUUUAGUGUGUAAUAGUUUAAUUCUUAGUGUAUGUUUUUAUUUAAUUAUUAUUAGAUAUAUAUAUCAUACAUUUUUUUAUUUAAUAUGUUCUUUUUAGUUUAAAACUUUUUUGUUUUUCACAUUGUUUUUUGUUUUGGUUGCACUGCAAUAGAAUGAGAAAAAAAUACUAAAAAGCGAACAAAUUCUUUUCAGCCACUGCUAUAGAAAAGAAGAAAAAAAAACAAACUAAUGAAGUAACAAAAGUAUUAAAAUAAAAUAAUAAACAAAACACAAAUGUAGAAAGAAUAUAAUAAAAAUACAAAAAAAAGAAGAAUGAAGAACAAAGAAGAAUACAAAUCAAAUAAGGAUACUUACCAUAAUAAAAAAAAGAGAGUAAAUAUUUAUGAAAACUGCUUGUCUUUUUUAAAUGAAAACACCACAUAAAUUUAAAGUUUUAUUUAAAAUUUCACCAUUUUCCAAAAGCCAAGUGUAAUGAAUUUUCAAUGCUUGAUUGCUGCAGAAUGAAGCAAAACCAAAAACAGUGCCAAAAUAAUGUGGUCGGUCAAUUCUCGUUUUGAAUUCUCUAGCUAGCCAGCUUUCCAUAGCUGUUUCUCUAUAUAGGCUCGGCAAUAGGUUUUUGAAAAUUCAUUUUCAGUUUGCAAACAAACAACAAGCCAGCCCCAUACCAACCAACACCAACUCCUUCUUGGUGUGCAUUAAUCCCCAAUGCAAACAAACGGGAAAAGUAACAAAUAAUCAAUUCAUCAUACACACUAAACUAUAAAGAACUCUUGCAGUCUACUCAUAAAUUCCAAAACAAAACAAAAACAAUUCAAUGCAAACUAAUAACAUAUAUAUAUAUA
Molecule: messenger RNA, 5330 nt
Organism: Stomoxys calcitrans (stable fly)
Lineage: Eukaryota; Metazoa; Arthropoda; Insecta; Diptera; Muscidae
Product: probable serine/threonine-protein kinase DDB_G0280111
Exons: 2
Coding region: 2270-3778 (502 amino acids)
Molecular function (GO): nucleic acid binding
Source: RefSeq, a predicted model, not a curated record